Rhodotorula graminis WP1 is the source of this 862-nucleotide messenger RNA. RefSeq lists its product as uncharacterized. The record is from RefSeq and is a predicted model, not a curated record. The coding region runs from base 1 to 666 and encodes 221 amino acids. The transcript has 8 exons. Lineage: Eukaryota; Fungi; Basidiomycota; Microbotryomycetes; Sporidiobolales; Sporidiobolaceae.
AUGGUCAACUCGCUCGCCCUCGUCCUCGCCUCUCUCGCCCUCGGCCUCGUGUCGACCGUGACGGCAGCUCCCGUCGUCGCUCAAGAGCACCCCGACGCCGACCUCGCCAAGCGCUCGCCCGACCUGCUCUGGGGCCUCGACGACCUCGACUACGGCUACUACGGCUGGCGCGGCGGGUGGAAGAGGGACCUCGACGGCCACCCGAACGCCGAGGGCCUCGUCAAGCGCGACUCGUUCCCGGUCGAGGAGCGUGACGUGCACCCGGCCGAGCUCGAGAAGCGCCAGUUCGGUGGCUACGGCGGCGGCUACGGCGGCUACGGAUACGGCCGCUCGAGCUACAGCUCGGGCUACUACGGCGCGGUCGGCGGCGGCUACUCGAGCGGCUACUCGUCGCGCGGCGGCGGCGGCCGUCUCGUCGGCGGCGGCUUCUACAAGCGCGACCUCGACCAGGCGACGACCGACGACCUCGUCAAGCGCUCCGACUCGCCCGACCUCGAGGCGCGCGCCGUCGAGCCUGUCGAGGCCGCAGCCGAGCCCGCCAACGCCGCCGUCGCCGAGCCGGUCGAUGCUGCCGCUCAGCCUGCCGAGGCCUACCCCUACUACGGCUACCGCCCGUGGCGUUACCGCCCGUACCGCCCGUACCGCCCCUACCGCUACGGCUGGUAGACGAGCCAGCUCUCGCGCGCCAUCUUCUCCCGACCACCUCUCUCCCACUCUCUUUCUCUCCCCCUCGUCGUGUAGCUUGACCUUUCGACCGCGGACUGUCGCCCUCGUCGUUCCCCUCCUUCCCUCCUUUUGUGCUCUCCCUUCCCUCGUGCGGUAGCCCCCUCUCGCGCGCUGCAACAGACGUUCGCUUUGCCCG